UUAACUUGUUUGGUUUUCCAUUAUGUUGUAUGUGUUGGUGAUUUAGCAUUUUUGUCUUGUUAUCUUCAUUUAUGUUUCAGCCAGGAACAGAACCAACAUCUUUAUGGAAAGCCAUGGUGUCUUGAUUGCUGUAAUCUUUGUGUUCUGGAUACUCUUAAUCUAGCACUGAAGGCACUUCUUAGAACCAAACAGAUUAUUUGUACUCCCAUGAAGAGAGUGAUAGGAGAAGACAGAUGAUCCAUAUUGCAAUUUUGGAGAUAGAGAGCAGAAUAAAUCCAAUAAGUUAACAGGAGUUUGCCGAGUAGGAGGCUGCCUAAGUCAAUGUGACAAACUGGACAAGUGUCUAAAUCCUGAUGCCGUAUCUUCUUGUGUUAGUAUCUUCUGCAACAUGCAGGGAUCGAUGGAUGAGCGUUUACUCUCUUCAGCUCGGAGAAGACGCGCAC
Messenger RNA from Linum tenue, 443 nucleotides. NCBI's taxonomy places the organism in Eukaryota, Viridiplantae, Streptophyta, Magnoliopsida, Malpighiales, Linaceae. The record is from the annotation of a GenBank genome assembly.